This is a messenger RNA of Chilo suppressalis (striped riceborer), 3792 nucleotides long. Lineage: Eukaryota; Metazoa; Arthropoda; Insecta; Lepidoptera; Crambidae. The record is from the annotation of a GenBank genome assembly.
CGAAUCGAUUUCCUCUUCCUUUCUUCAUUCUUCAGCGAAGCUUAACGCCCGUCAGCUGUGUGCUCGCUCGGAUUGAACGUCAAGUCAGAGUUGGCUUUGGCCUGGUCUCUCAGCCCUUUACUGCUAUUAUUUUUCUACUGCUAAGUGUAAUCAAUUAGGAUAACUUUUAUGAACGUUACGAUUGCCCCAAAUUAAACAGCUUAAAUUUCGCAUAGGUACCAAUUAAUUUAAGACUGUAAAUUUCGUCAUAUAUUUAAAGGCAAUUUGUGGAUAAAUAUAUGACACUAGCUUAAUUAAUUGUUAAGUGAUAUAAAUUUAGAACAAAAACUUCUAAGAACUAAGUGAUUCUCCGUGAAUUUUAAUUCUACCACGCUGCCAUUAUGCGCCGCCAUUUUGUAUCGGCCGCUCAGGGCGUGGCACACUAUUAGCAGUCCUGUUGUGAUUCAUGACCAAGCAUAUUUUAUUACAAUGCCUCGUAUUGAUCCUGUUCAGUUACUCAACUGCCUGAGUGUACUUUUGUCACCUAGUGGGGGAAUAAAGAGUAGAAAUGAAGUUCAAAGGCUCGCUGGCUUGAUGACAAAGUUCUCAAAAAAGCUUGUUUCAAAGUGUAUUUACAUACAAAUCCUCAAAUGCACCGAAACAGAUCUAUUAGGAUUAUUCAUGGGUUCAGGAGGCUGGUUAUUAGUUCACAUGUGGUUAACAGAGAGUAUAGUUGCUAAAAAUUGGCCUUUGGUUAAGGAGCUUUUAGAGCUUUUGUUGUUAUGCCCAGUUGAUAUAGACCGAUUAAAGACUAAUAACUGUCCAAAAUUAGUAAAGGAGUUGUCAAAGGAUGGAAACCAUUUUGCAAUAAGAGCAUUGGCUUCCAAAUUAGUCGAACAAUGGCUUAAAACAGUAAAAGGAGAGCCUGUUGUACCUGUUCAGGAAGCUGAAAUAGCUCAAAUAAUUUCAAACGCGCAAGCCGAGUGGUGUAAAGCUGAAAUGAAAUCUAAAUUGGACGAUGACAAUACAGAAAAAAACAAUACAUUAGACAUCAAAACAGAAAAGACAAAUCCAGAUGCCGAUGAGGAUGUGAAAUCCCCUAAAUCAGAAAUUAUUUCUAAUUCAGUUGUGAAAAGUGAAGAAGGUCUUAAAAAAGAAAACACAGAGCCUGAAGGGGAGAAAGAGACAUUACCAGUCCUGAAAAUAUCAUUGAAGGAAGGAAAGCAAAUAAUAUCACAAUUAGACGAGGAAGAAACGAAGGAAGAAUCUGUAUCUGAAAAUUCUAAGGAGAAACACAAAAGUAAAAGCAAAGAUAAAUCUAGUGAUAAAAAUAGCAUUACAUCUAAAUCUAGUUCUUCUAAACAUUCGAGCAAAUCUCAUUCAUCGUCUUCGUCUGAUAAACAUAAAAGCAGUCAUCGAAGUAGCAGUUCUAGUAGUAGUAAGAUUAAAGAUAGUAAUCAAAAAGAUAAAGAUAAACAUUCUUCUCACAGAUCUAAAAGUGAAAGCAGAAAAUCCAGUGAUAAGUCUAGUUCAACGAGUAAAGACAAAGAUGAGCGAAGUAGUAAAUCCGAUAAAAAUAAAAAUAGAGAUAAAGAAAAAGAUAAAGAAAAGAGUCAAGAGAAAGACCAAAAUAAAAAUAAACUUGAUAAGAAUGAUAAAAAUAAGGAUUCACCGAAAACUGUAAAUGAAAAAUCGGAAGAUACACAACCUCCAUCUAUCCACAAAUUAGGAAAAAUCCCUAAAUUGUCGGAGCUCAAGAAAGAAAAACCCUCAAUAUCUAUCGAAGUUCGGAAACCUGAUGAACCUAAACCGAAAACAGUCAAAACAUUCCAUUCGAAGUUUAGAAAACAUGGAUUGGAAGAGGAAGUGAAACCACCACCAUCCCGUGCGACACUUUUAAAUAAAAAAGUAGCUCCUGUAUUACCUCCGACUGUACCAAUACCAAAAAGACCUUCUCCUGUACAUAAUGAAUCUCCCCCGGAAAAGAAACUUAAAGCAAUUGAGCCAUUAGAAAAACCAGGAUCUAUUAAACUAAUUCCUGCUAAACCGAAGCCGAUGAUGCUCUUGGAGAGUGAUAUGUUUAUGGACGCGCUUAAUGCUUCUGCAACAAACAAAAAAGAACCCAAGAAAAGAAAACGAAGAACAAGUGGAUCGAAAGAUGGGAACGCUCCGAAUGAUGGCUCACCUCCAAAUACUCCUACUAGCAUUACUAGUCCGAACAGCGAAAGUAAGUCUGUUCCUCCACGAUUCUACCAAGACACAUUAGAUACAGAAGAAAAUAAAGAAAAGUCUUCUGUACAAAGUCCCGUAACAAAAGAUAAUACAGACACAGAAACGAAUAAGGAACCAGAAGAGCCUAUGGAUACUGUGGAGCCUCAUACUUUAACUAUAAAUGGACUUAAAGGCGUUUUAUGCUAUCAUAAAAGAAAAGGACCCAAAAAGAGUAUAAAGUGGAAACCAGAUUCUGAGUUAGAAGAAGUUCAAUACUUUGAACUCGAUGAAACAGAAAGAGUAAAUGUUACCAAAACAUUUACCGACAUGAAGUAUUUGGAAAGGAUUAAUGAAAGAGAAGCUUUCCAAAAAGCGAGAAAUCUCAGUACUGAUGACAUUAUGGAAGAAAAAACUAGUUGGAGACCUCUUAUCCCGAUAGAUUUAGAUGGUCAAAUACAGGUUGAACAUGGUAAAAACAGCAAAGAGAAAGAUAUUCAAGCCUUAAGGCAAAAGGGAACUUUACAACCACUUUAUUUCCAUAAAUCUAUGAUACCAGACUCUCCUUUUGAACCUGAUACAGAAACACACACUUACGCAGAACCUACCAUAAUACCAUUAGAAGACAUAACAGGAAAUCAAGAUAACAUAAGUGAUUUUAGAAAUAUGCCAUGGCCGGAACCAAAAGGAAAUGCGCCACCUCCUUCUAGUAACAUUACUAUGCCUACUAUAUUUCCACCCAACAUUGCUCAAUUUCCUAACGGUUUCCCUAAUCCACAGUUUCCUGGCGUUGCAGGAUUUCAAGGGCCUAUGGUUCCCCCAGAUUGGCAAAAUGGAGUUCCGCCUCAUCUAAUUGGUAGUGGUAUGCCAGGUCCCAUGAAUUCGGCACCACUGACUCCAGGAGCUAUACCUCCUGGGAAUGUUCCCCCAGGAAUGAUGAUUCCAUCAGAAAAUAUGAUGAUGACUCCCGAUAUGUUUGGUGGCCCCAAUCCAUUGUUUCCUGUGCCCCCAGAAGGGUUUAAUAUGCAACAAAAUAUGUUUCCAAUGGAUUUCAAUAUGCCUGGUCCACAGGGACCUGGUCCCGAAAGUUUUCCUGGACCAGGCAAUUUCCGUGGUGCAAUGCGUGGAGGUCGUGGAGGUCAUUGGCGCGGAAAGAAUAAUAGCAACUGGGAAGGUGAACCUCAACGUGGAAGAGGAGGGCACACGCGCGGUAGUCGAAAAGCCAUUUGUAUAUAUUUCAAAAGAAAAGGUUCAUGUCGUCACGGUGAUAAUUGUUCCUUUUUACACAUUGGUGCAAAUAAUCCAUACUGAAUAUUGGAAUAGAACGUAAGUUACGUAUUGCGUAAACAAAUAUUAGUGCAAAUAGGUAAUGUGCUUGUAUAUUAUGUAUGUAAAGUAUCUUGAAUCAAUUCUCACACUUGAGAACCAAUGAAAUCCAAAUAAGUGCGCAGUGCGAAAAUAAUGAACUGAAUUUGUAUAGUGUACUUUGCGCUACUUUUGUUUUUCGCGCUGGUCGCAAAUCCAUGUUGAAUUAAAUUUUUCAGUUGUUAACGAUGUAUAGUAUUUUAAUUAGUUUAGCUAUAGUUAAGACUCGAAAAGACUGAA